Messenger RNA from Cinara cedri, 1802 nucleotides. The record is from the annotation of a GenBank genome assembly. Lineage: Eukaryota; Metazoa; Arthropoda; Insecta; Hemiptera; Aphididae.
AUGGCUGACCCGACGACGAUCACUAGAAACGCGGCUCUCCUCGGUACCACUUUUGCGCAACAUUAUUACGCCGUGAUGCGUACGACACCGGAACAAGCGGAUCAAUUCUACGAUGAUUCCGGUGAGUACCAGACGGUCUAUGAAGACUGCGCGGCCGUCAUAGCCAGGACCCGGCAGCAGGUGAAAAAGGUGUUGUCGCGACCCAUGGCAGCGUCCAAGUUAACCGUUAAAUCGAUUUUUUCCGUACCAUAUGGUGGAUCGGUUGAACGCCUCCUGGUUAUUGUGACCGGUCAAUCGUUCAUGCACGUAUUCGUCGCGGAGUACAGACCAAAACGGUUUCUUAAUUACGUCAUUGUGACGUCUUUAACUCAAUAUGUUAACGCGGAAAAAGCCGGCGACUGUCCGAACCUGAAAACGACUCUUGGCGCAGGCGACUGUCGAACUGACAUCAGCACCGAUCGCACACCGACGGCUUGUUUAAAAGCGAAGAAACAAGUAGGAUCUUCGCCUUGUAUACCCACUUACCAUGAACCAUUUCCCAAUACCGUCACCGAUAACGUGCAACCCGAUAUCAUCAUCGAUAAUGCACUUUUCAAAUUUAUAAAUAACAUAAAAAAUCCCGCCGAAAUCACUAUAUCCCGCGAACCCCUUCCCGAUACCAUAACCGAUAACACACCGACGGCAGGUUCAAAAGCCAAAAAACACGUACGAUUUGCCUCUAAUAUAGCUACUUAUCACGAACCCAUUCCCGAUAAUAUCAACGAUAACACGCAAUACGAUACCGUCACCGAAAUUCCACCUAUCGCAAUCUUAAAACGUAAAUCCAAUCCUAUCGAAAUCGCAACUCCCCCUGAACCUUCAACUCCGAAUACAGUUAGCAUUAAUAUACAUCACAACUUGGUCACCCAAAACCCACUUACUAGAAACAUUAGCAGCGUACCCAAUCCCUCCCAAAUGUCUACCCUACGCGAACCCGCCCCGAAUGCCUUCAAUGAAAAGAUUCAACCAAAUUUCGCUACCGGAAAAUCGCAGAGCCAAAUUUUAAAACGCGUCCCAACUCCACCUGUAAUCAAAAACUCUCGCAAACCUCUCUCUUUGAUCAUCGAUACUCACAAUACACCUCUCGGUUUAGCCAAAAAAAAACCACCCGUUCAAAUUUUAAACCGCGUACCCAAUCCCACUGAUGUAUCAUCUCACCGCGAACCCUCAACUCCGAAUACAACUACCAUUAAUAUGCAUUGCAAUUUGGCCAGCCGAAUCUCGCCUACUAGAACCCUACACCACGUACCUAAUCCCUCCGAAAUGACCGCACUCCGCAAACCCUCCUCAUCGAAUACUGUUGUCGGUAAUAAGCGUCGUAAUUUUUUUAACCAAAAACCCACCUACUAGAAUCGUAAACCGCUAUCACAAUCCCACCAAUCUCUCCAUAUCCCGCCAACUACUUUCCGCGACAUUUGGAAAUCCGAAUACUAUUUCUGCCCAUUACACACGCUACGUGCGUCUCCGCACAUCCAAUCCAGAUCCCAGUUGUGGCCGAUUCACCGGAAGUAUGGGUGCCUUAAUGCCACCGAUUCGCAGGCGUUGGAAUCGACUACGCCGAACCAGUUACGAUGCGAGAUAACCAGUCACGAAAAAUGCGGACGUACAAAACUGUAUCCGUGUUUGUGUGGCUACGCGUCACGGCAGCGGUCCACUUGAAUCCAUCGACGUCUACUCGGACUGCGGGAUCUAUUGCAUCGUCGCCGACCGGCGGCUCCGUCUACUCAUUAAUUUUAAUUAACGCGAUAAGCGAGCAGCGAUAG